Molecule: messenger RNA, 3147 nt
Organism: Baudoinia panamericana UAMH 10762
Lineage: Eukaryota; Fungi; Ascomycota; Dothideomycetes; Mycosphaerellales; Teratosphaeriaceae
Exons: 1
Coding region: 1-3147 (1048 amino acids)
Biological process (GO): protein sumoylation
Molecular function (GO): zinc ion binding; SUMO ligase activity
Source: RefSeq, a predicted model, not a curated record
AUGUCACCCAAACGGCGCAAGACUGGAAACACCACGGUGUCUGACAGGGACGUCGCCUCAAGCAAUGCGACUUUGAAAAUCUUUGCGGGCCACAAGCAGAACAGGUGGAUGCAGGGAACAGCUGGCUCAUUCACUGGGGAAACGGCAGGCCUACAAGCUCAGGGCAUAGGGCCAGCGAGACAGACUGAAAGGGCAGCGGCUUCGACAGGCAUUGUGAGUGACACUAUGUGGUCAACCAGUGCACCUCCAACUGCUGGACCGGCAUGGGCAGGCGAUAUGAGGACGAGGGUGGGCAUGAGUGGUGGCGGAGCAGGAACGAACCUCGUCAGCGACGAUUCGCCAUUUGCGGCAAGAGCAACACCCACCGUACCUUCUACGACCACCCAAGCAGGCAGGGAUGAUCCGAGCCUACAGGCAAGCGCGGCUCCGCAGCAAGGACUACCGUCUCCGGCACCCAGCGACGAGAACAACACACGUUCUCCCGUUGUAAACAAUGGCACGAUCGCGCCCAAUCCGCCCCGUCGAGGUCCAGGUCGGCCGCGAAAGUCGCUACCUUUGACAUCGCCAGCAACGGAAAUGCCCAAUACGUCGUGUGUGCAACAGUAUGUGCCCCUCAACCAGCAGCUGCGAUCGCGGAACACAGGCACCGGCUUCGUGCCUCAGAGACCCUUGUCUAUCUCAAGCCUAACUACGCAGCAUGCACCGCACCCUUUCAAUCAGUCGAAUCCACCUAUUGGAGGGCGAACGCAGCAUGCGUCACUUGGUACUCCAGGAGCGGCCGUCGCUUGGCCGAGCAAUCCCAUCGGAGGGACACCUCUUGCUAACAAUUACCCGCCCGGCGAUCCCCAGCGCCCUUGUUUUGUACCUCAAAUGCCGGGUCAGCAACAACCACCUCAGCCAGUCCCACGUCCACAGGUCCCUCCACUCCGAGCUUUCUUCGAUGCAUCCACCACCUUAAAGCGCAUCGAUGCUCAACUUGGCCAUUUACAAGCCAUCGGUAACGGCAAGCUGAAGAGCGAUACCGGCCGCAUGUUGUUGCUCAGAGAGGCGGCAUUUAAAGCCGACUACUUCUACAUCGUACUCAACAAGCUCUUCUGCUUGCGAUCAACAUCUCCGUCAUCGCUCCCAUUGUCAAUUCAGAGCAUAGCUGAUGCGUCGUGGAGACAACUCGAAGCGUUAAUAUGCGACAAUAAGACGUUGAUGCGCGAGAAUGUUUCCUGGGGCGCCGAGUUUCCCAUGCCUAUCAUGGGCAUCUACUCGUCUGAACUCGAAGGCUUCAAAACAGCAUACGAGUUGCAGGUUCAGCGCGUCGCCCGCUUCUUGCGCGUUCUGCCACAGCAGUGGCCAUUGAUGGUGGAGGAAAGCGUACGACGGAAUGCGCCUCCACUCGUGCAAGAUCUGGCUGAUAAUCUCUCGCUAUCCAGUCCGGCGUUAAGGUCGACAGCAUUCAGAGCCAUUGCUCGCAUUGUCUGGGGCAGGAGAGCGGCCGUCAAUCUGGAGACGGGAAUCGAAUGCCUUAUGCUUUUGCACAGUCUAGACGAAGAGAAUUAUUCAAUCAAGGGUUUCCGAUGGACCGACGCGGCGAAAGAAGUGGCGUACACUGCACUUGCGAGUACCCAUCAGUCGUUCCUCGACUACGAAAGUCGUAGCAGCAUCCCUCCGCAAGGGCAAAGCGUACUGCCGUUCACAUUGCCGCAAGAUGUCAUUGCGGUGUUUGCUAAUGCGUCGAGCCAACAAUAUGUUGCCCACAUGCAGCCCAGGCAGUCUCGCGUCCCACAGCAGAGCCACGUUGCCGCUCCAAGUGGAAGCGCCAUGCUAAGGCAGCCAGGCGCCGCGCAAGCUGUCGCUCAAUCUGCACAGCAGUUCGGAAUGCCUAGAGCAGGCACUGGUGGAGCUAUCGUACGGUCUCCAAGACCUGCGCCAGUCGGACAACCACUUCCACACAUGAUGCAGCCGACAGGAGCCUGGGUUCAGCCGCCAACACCGCGAAAGCCACAUGCGCUGUUUCCGUCAUACGACAUGUGUCCCCGCCCGCAGCCUACCCAGCCAGAUACCACGAAAGUGGCGCUGCAUCAGGCUCAUCUUCGCAGCCCAAUGCUUCGUGCGGCAGAAGUCGACGGCCAACCGCAGAGGCUGUACCGCUAUGUCGAAGCCUGCUCUAUGUCGCCAAAACUGAUCAACAAGCGGCAACCGGUUCAGACUUUCACCUUUGGUCUGCCAGAGAACGUCAUGGACAACCUCCCGGUGGUUGUAGGGAGCGCGAAAGGAGCGCCAUCGAACAUGCUGCUCUCCGAAAGCUCCAAAUCGUACCGGUUGCGCUGCUGCCCUGCUACGGGUGGUUUCGGAAGCCUGGGCAGCUGGAUGGAGGCCGAGAACCAAUGGCCUGAUGCACUAUACUUCGACUUUAAUGGGCGCAUGCUGCAGACGAGGCGGAAACUGCAUCACGGCCGCUUCUUACCGAUCGAUCUGACACCAUAUGUGCGACCGGGAUUGAACGAGUUGCAGGUUGUGGUCAAUCGUACAAGCAAUGACGAGACUGAGUUCACGUAUGCCAUUGCCGUUGAAAUGGUGGGCGUGGCGAACCAUCAGACGAUUCUAGACGGUUUAACUCCGUUGAGUGCUGAGGAGAGUCUGGAGACGAUCAAGCGGUCACUGGGUGGUGGUGGUGGCGCGAACAAUGACGAUGACGUGACGAUGGUCUCCACCAAUAUGACCAUCAAACUCUUCGACCCCAUCUCCGGCAGCAAGAUCUUCGACACACCCGUGCGAGGCGAACGGUGCAAGCACCGCGACCCUUUCGAUCUGGAAGUCUUCCUCAGCCAGUGUAGGCGCCCUCCGACACCACUUAGCGAUCCAAACUCUAUCCCGCCUACUGUGGUAGACACGUGGCGCUGUCCCAUCUGUCGUAGCGACGCGAGGCCGACAACGUUAGUGAAGGAUGAGUUUCUGGUGCAAGUGAGGGCGAAUUUGGAGCGGUUGGGGAUGUUGGACACAAGAGCGAUUGUGGUGGCGGCAGAUGGGUCGUGGCGUCCGAGGGAGGAGGAGAGGACGGGGGUGAGGAGUGGAAGUUUAGAGAGGGAAGAAGGUGGCGGUGGCUCUGUGCCGCUCAAGGGGAAGGUGGCGACGGUUGUUAUUGAGCUUGAUUGA